CCUCCCCCAGGCGCCCACUCCCCUACCCCCCCAGCCAAGGGGGUUCUAAGCUCAACAGAUUCCCUCCUCCUCCCCCGUCCUGGGCAUCUCUUCGCCGCUCUUUUCUAGCAGGAUCCCGAGGGCGAGCACUGUAGAGCUCCCGGGGCCGGGCGCCCUCCCCGCCAGCUCCCCCUUUUGGGGCCCUCGGAGGCUCUCGCCCCGCCCCCUUCUGCGCGGGGGGCCCCGGGGAGGGGCGGGGCGGCCUUUCCUCCGGGGAAUGGGCAAAGCUUUCCCACAGCCUGCCCCGGCGCCCCAGGGUUGCUGGGCUGCCGCGAACAAGCCACCCUGAGGGGGGUGCGGUGGGAAAAAAGCUCCUCCCAGAUCCCGCCCCGCGGCACACGCAGACCUCAUGCCGCUCUCUUUCCGGGUUUCCACCCGCGCCAGGUGAUGCGCAGAGCUGAAACCAUGGUUCAUCAGGUGCUCUACCGGGCGCUGGUCUCCACCAAGUGGCUGGCGGAGUCGGUUCGGGCUGGCAAGCUGGGGCCAGGCCUGCGGGUGCUGGACGCGUCCUGGUACUCGCCGGGCACCCGCGAGGCCCGCAAGGAGUACCUAGAGCGGCAUGUGCCCGGAGCCUCCUUCUUUGACAUAGAGGAGUGCCGCAACACGGCGUCGCCCUACGAGAUGAUGCUGCCCAGCGAGGCCCACUUCGCCGACUACGUGGGCCGCCUGGGCAUCAGCAACCAGACGCACGUGGUGGUGUACGACGGUGACAACCUGGGCUGCUUCUAUGCGCCCCGGGUCUGGUGGAUGUUCCGUGUGUUUGGCCACCGCACCGUGUCAGUGCUCAAUGGCGGCUUCCGGAACUGGCUGAAGGAGGGCCACCCGGUGACGUCUGAGCCCUCACGCCCAGAGCCGGCCGUCUUCAAAGCCACACUGGACCGCUCCCUGCUCAAGACCUACGAGCAGGUGCUGGAGAACCUCGAGUCUAAGAGGUUCCAGCUGGUGGAUUCACGGUCCCAAGGACGGUACCUGGGCACUGAGCCAGAGCCAGAUGCAGUAGGACUGGAACCGGGCCACAUCCGAGGCUCAGUCAACAUGCCGUUCGUGGACUUCUUGACCGCGGACGGCUUCGAGAAGAGCCCAGAGGAGCUGCGUGCUAUGUUCGAGGCCAAGAAGGUGAACCUAGCGCAGCCCCUCAUUGCCACGUGCCGGAAGGGAGUCACCGCCUGCCACAUCGCCCUGGCCGCCUACGUCUGCGGCAAGCCGGAUGUGGCCGUCUAUGAUGGCUCCUGGUCUGAGUGGUUCCGCCGGGCACCCCCGGAGACCCGUGUGUCCCAGUGGAGGCGCGAGAAGGCCUGAGUGGCGGGCCUCCUCGCUGGCUGGCAGCUCCCAUCUGUUUAGCGACCGCAGCCUGACAUGCAGCGCGUACCUCUUCAGCAAAGGAGACUGACCAGGUUUUAGAAUUCCUACGCAGAGCUCUCCUUUCCCUCGAAACACUGGAAUAAAUUGCCUUUUCUGAGUA
Leptonychotes weddellii (Weddell seal) is the source of this 1501-nucleotide messenger RNA. The record is from RefSeq and is a predicted model, not a curated record. NCBI's taxonomy places the organism in Eukaryota, Metazoa, Chordata, Mammalia, Carnivora, Phocidae.